GACAAAAAGGUGAAAGCAAUCCAUCUACAUCCGAAUUUCAGCAUUUACUCAAAGAAAAAUCGUGGCAUUGAUGAGUUUUAUGACUACGACAUCGCUGUUAUUGAACUGAACGAUGCUAUCAACAAAAUAAAGAUUUCACCAAAAGCCCGUCCUAUUUGCAUUCCCUGUACUGAUGCGUCGAGGAGGGCACUGCGACUGAAACCUGAAGCGACCUGCAAAGAUCAAAUAGAUUAUCUCUUCUCCAACGACGUAGUCAAUGCAUUUUUUGUGACAGGAACAGAAUCACAAAUGAAAAACAUGAAUGUUAAAAUAAAACUAAAGAACCAGCCUUUACUGAAAUGUAAUGAAGACGCAUUAAAGGCUCCUCUGUACACAAAAGUCAACGACUGGAAGGAGGUGGUGACCGACAGAUUCCUCUGCACAGGAGGCACAGACCCACAAAUCGACGAGGUCACAUGCAAAGGAGAUUCUGGGGGCUCCCUUGUAAUUAAAAGGGAAAGAAGAGCUUUUCAGGUCGGAGUGAUAAGCUGGGGUAACAAGAAUCUGUGCCAACCAAAGAGAAGACAUUCUGAUCCAGACUCACGCGACUACCAUACCAACCUUCUUAAAGUUCAAGACUUUUUAGAAAAGAAGCUUCCACACCUCAAAUUCAUAAAGAAAUAAUUUAAACAUUUAACUUAGUAAAUGUAAUACUAUUUUUGUAUGGUUAACUAAAUAAGUGCAUGUAAUGAACUAUGCUUUUGUAUUCUGCUAAAUAUGACUUGUAAUAUAUAAGUUGAGUGCUUUAUUUUAGUGUGUGUUUUAUGUUAGAAUUAG
Molecule: messenger RNA, 816 nt
Organism: Erpetoichthys calabaricus (reedfish)
Lineage: Eukaryota; Metazoa; Chordata; Cladistia; Polypteriformes; Polypteridae
Product: complement factor B-like
Exons: 6
Coding region: 289-663 (124 amino acids)
Biological process (GO): complement activation; proteolysis
Cellular component (GO): extracellular region
Molecular function (GO): serine-type endopeptidase activity
Source: RefSeq, a predicted model, not a curated record